Parnassius apollo (apollo) is the source of this 1245-nucleotide messenger RNA. Lineage: Eukaryota; Metazoa; Arthropoda; Insecta; Lepidoptera; Papilionidae. The record is from the annotation of a GenBank genome assembly.
AUGGUGUCAGAGGUGAAGGUGAAUGGUGGCGACAUGGAGACCCCUGCGGGUGAGCUGCUGCCAGCGCUUGCUGAAAAACCUGCCGGUCUACCACCUGGCAAGUACUCCCUUGUUGGAUGGGAUAUGGAUACUACUGGACGUAGGCUUAUUGAUGAAAUAUGUCAAAUAGCUGCGUAUACACCUAAGCAAUCAUACUCGCAAUACAUAAUGCCUUAUGGAGACUUGAACCCAGGUGCUCGCCGGCGUCAUAAUGUCCGAGUUGUAACUGUUGGACGAUACCGAAUGCUUAAGGACACAAAUACUCAUAAGAUACUAAAAACAAAAUCGGAAAUAUCAGCCCUCACAGAUUUUCUAGAUUGGCUGGAGAAAGAAAAAGGUGAUGGAAGUGUGAUUUUAAUCUACCACGAACCACGUCGCCUCAGUCCAACCAUGUUGCUAGAAGCACUGACUCGCUACAAGUUGCUGGACCGCUUCAAGUCGAUUGUGGCUGGAUUUACGGACAGUUAUGCGUUGGCGGCCGACAAAUGCAAGUCUACGGUGAAGUCAGUAUCCUUGCGAGUACUAGCACGAGUACUACUUGACGCUGACACUCUCUCUGUGGACAGUGCACUCGACAGAGCCACAGCUGCUUACCGCAUAGUAGAACACUUAGCUCAAGGUGAACAACAAGAAGUUGGUGCUGGAGGCGAGGGUACAGCAGCCAGUAAAGACAUGGUGGAGACAGCUCGGCUUUGGGCUAGACCUGUCCAUACUGAACUAGAGGCACUUGCUAAUCUUAAGAAGUUGCUCGAGAGACAAAACACGUUCCGACCCGUUUUCGCACCGUUACUACGUUCUGCGAGGCCGGAACGUAAACGUGUAACUCAACUUCGACGGCUUCUCGCCGACGCCGGACUAUUAUAUGAUCAAAUUCGUGACGCGUGGCAGGAAGAGAAGCUUACUGGUUUAGAAAAACAAUUACAGGCACUGUCUGUGUCUGCUAACGAAGAGGACAUAAAGGAGCUCAUAGAAAUUUUUGAUUGUCAUUUCGAUCCUGCCAAAGAACCAAAAGGACCUAAACCAAGAGUUACAAACAGAAAUAGAGCGACGUCGUCGGCGGGUGAAACAGGCGAAGCGGAAGGCAGCACUAGCGAGUCACAAAAAAGUUCUCCACAAAAUUCGCCUAACAAGACAAGCAAUGAUGUAGCAGCAGGGGAUACUAGUCAAACGGUAGCAGCUCCCGAAGCAGUAGCAGCAGCCGACUAA